Messenger RNA from Camelina sativa (false flax), 3178 nucleotides. NCBI's taxonomy places the organism in Eukaryota, Viridiplantae, Streptophyta, Magnoliopsida, Brassicales, Brassicaceae. The record is from RefSeq and is a predicted model, not a curated record.
GUUGUAAGCUAUAGGAUUCAUAAAUCUCUUACCAAUUCUGCUUUCAGCUUCUUGUCCGAUCCAAGCAUUAAAUGCUGUGGUCAUUUGUCGAAAAUUGGUAGAGACCUUUUGCUUUUCCUAUUGAUGGUGGUCACUUGGGUGAAAACUUUAUAGGAUACAUGAUGGUGUUGUGUUACAUAUUCCAUGAGCUUUAAUGGCUAUGAUGUUACUUAGAACAUGUUUGUUCUGUAAGUCAGUGUUAAAAGAUAUCAACGUAGAAGAACUUAGCGAAUGUGAGCUUCACAGGAGUCAUCUUCUGGCAAGUCUCUCACUUGUUGGACGAAAUCUUGCUACAGUGAAUUCAUGACUGAUGAAGCAGGCAAUUCUUGCUGGUGAGUUCUUCUUGAAACAUUAUUACAUCUUUUGUAUUUCUGUACCCAUGAAACAGCUUUUCAACAUGCUUAAAUUAUGACAGAGAAUAUGUUUUUUGGGAUAUAUGUAUAUGAGGCUACUCUAGUGUGCGGUUCUUUGACAUGAUACUUUGCAUGCUAAACUCUACGCUUCACAACUGUGGCAUCCAGAUAUUUGCUUUCAACUAGUUUCCAUAUGUGAUAGUUUGCUCUUUCUUCAGAUGAACUGAUCUCUAACUGGUCCUGCUUUCCUGUGCUUACAGUGUAAACAGGGAAAAAUGAAUGGAUUGAAUACUUGAAUAUUGUGAUUUAGGAGAUUAUUUAGGACCUCCUGUUUCUGGAACGUUUUACUUUAAGUUUAAUUCUAAUAAGGAUUAGCUCUUUGGUUUGCGAGACUUAUCCUAGCUGGAAAUUGCUUUGGAGAUUUUGUAGGGUUAGGCCAAAGGAGAGAGGAUAAAUCUAUUGGGUGCUUUACUCUACUCUUGUCACUUUGAUUCUGUUUUAAUAAAUGAGAGUUUUUGGGUUAGAUUACUUGUGUUUGUUUCUAUUUAAAAGUUUAACAAACAUUCCGUUAGGUUUACCAUACCUGGUCAAGAAGACCUUCCAAACCUAGGCUCUUUGUUUCAUUGAUAGACUUGAUUUGACUUGUAUUGUUUUGGGAUAUUAGUAUGAUCAUUGAUAGGAGAAAGGGCUGAAAAAUUACUCACCUGGAAUUUUGGCGAUUAGAGUCGUAACAACUAACAUAAGGCCAUAAGGGUGUCACCGCAGGUACUUUGAUAACUCUUCUUGAGUGAGCUACUAGUUCCGAUGAUGUGAUCAGUGAAACGAGAAGUCUUCAGGUAAAAUAUAGAUGAUGAAUUCUUUUCUCAGAUUUGACAAAUAUAGUAAUAGAUGAACCUCAAUGAGCUUAAGGAAUCCAAGAUCCGAAAUUGUGCUGAACAGCUCCGAAGAGAGAGGAGUAUUGACAGAUUAGUUGAUCUCUCAAUCUAAAAGGAAAACUCUUGCUUGCUAAUUUUGGAACUUGAUGUCAUGCCUACGCCCAACCAUUAUUACCCUUACACUCCCCGUCUUAUCUUCACUAACUCUGCUACUUUUUUCUGUGUAGGCCAAGAACCUUCAAUGUCUUUUCUAGACUUGUAUCUCAAGUCCCAACAUCAUAAUCGAAAUCAUGUUUCCAUAUGUAAAGCAUGAACGGUUUAGAGAUCAGUUCAUCUAAAGAUCAAAUUCUGGUAAUACGAAAGAACCAAAUAGGCUCACAAGUCAAAAAGGUACAGAAAUAAGCAAACAAACAUGACUUUCAAGAACAAUGUUAAAAAAAAAAUGUUCCUAAACAAAAUUGUGUCUGUAAACAGUAACUGCAAUCAUAACUAUAUUGAAACUUGUCUCUACAUAGAAACCACAAACGUGGACUCAUGUGUAACCACUAGUUUCUCGAGACUCUCAACCAUCCACCGUCCCAUGUCGUAAUUAUGCGAAUGUGACCCUUUCAUCAUUCAAUCAACUACAUUCAUGGAUUCGUAUCCCUUUUUCCCAUAGUUAACAAUUUUUUUUAUAUCUUUACAAAUUCUUCAUUCACAUUUUAGCAAUACCAUUUCAUCUUCUUGAAUCUCUAUCUCAACAACAAUGGCAGAAUCAGAAACUAGGUCAAAUCUUAACACCAUUAAGGAUCACGAAGAAGAAGAUGAAGAAACAAUAACAAAAACGCAGCCAUUGAUCCCAGGUUUACCAAACGAGAUCGCUGAGCUUUGUCUUCUUCGUCUUCCGUACCCAUACCAUGCUCUGUUUCGCUCUGUUUCAUCUUCAUGGAACAAAACCAUCACAAACCCUAGUUUCCUCUUCUCCAAGCAAUCUCUCUCCAUCAUCUCUUCUCCUUACCUCUUCGUCUUCGCUUUCAACAAAUCAACGGCUAAGAUUCAAUGGCAAUCCCUAGACCUCGCAUCUGGCCGUUGGUUCGUCUUGCCUCCUAUGCCAAACUCUUUCACCAAAAUCUCUUCUCCUCACGCGCUCUCCUGCUCGUCGAGUUCACGUCAGGGGAAGCUUUUUAUCCUCGGCGGCGGAGAUGCUAACCGCUCCGCCGUCGUGUACACCGCUUUGACGAAUCGCUGGUCGUUUAUUUCUCCGAUGAGGAAUCCGAGAACGUACUUUAACGCCGGGAAUGUUAACGGUAAGAUCAUGGCCGUUGGUGGGAGUGUUGACGGUUUUGGAGAAGCGACGACGGAGGUCGAAUCGUACGAUCCAGAAACCGACACGUGGACGUCUGUGAAGAGAGUGCCGAUGGUGUUGGCCAAGUAUGACUCAGCCGUGAUCGGGAAAGAGAUGUGCGUGACGGAAGGGUGGGCGUGGCCGUUCAUGUUCCCACCGAUGGGACAAGUGUACGACUCCGAUGAAAACACGUGGCGUGAGAUGAGCGGUGGGAUGAAAGAAGGGUGGACGGGUGUGAGCGUCGUGAUCCGUGGUAGGCUGUUUGUGAUAUCGGAGCAUGGUGAUUUCCCGAUGAAGGUUUAUUUCUCGGAGGACGAUACGUGGAGGUACGUGAGUGGUGAGAAGCUUCCUGGGGAUAAGAUGCGGCGGCCUUUCGCCGUGACGGGAGCUGACGACGGUCGUGUGUUUGUGGUGGCUGGUGGGCUUAAUGUAGCCGAGGGGAGAGUGAGUGAGGGGGAAAAUGGGGAAUUUAGUGUUGUGUGGAGAAUGGUUUCGUCUCCUCAAAGUUUUGUUCAUUUUUCACCUUCUAGUUGCCACGUCCUGUAUGUCUGAUUUCGUCUCUAUAAAAAUUUAUUUGAUUUGAAUCA